UCACAUGGAAAUUAUCACAGGUGUGAGUGGCCGCCAUCUUAGAUUUCAGAUGUUGGCGCGCUUGUGUUUCAUGGCAACCUUUUAGUGUCAAAUAUCACAGAAUGACCACAGUUGCUGUUAGAAGACAGCAGCAAGAUUACGUAGUACCCAGUAGUGCAUCACAGGAAAUACAGCCGUCCCCGUUGGCGCUUUUGGCCGCUACUUGUAGCAAGAUAGGGUCACCAGUUGAUGAGGGUGGUGCCCAAGGAUCAUCAACCGUCAAGGUGGUAGGUCAAAACCAGGUUUUACGAAGUGGAGAAAUUAUCGCAACGGCCGCAGGACCAGCUCAUUUUAUACCAGUUCAAUCACAAGCUGUAGGGCUGUUGAACCCGGAUGGAACUGUGACACAGGUCGCGGGCGUGAACGGACAAUCGGCUCAGCCCGCGGCUGUGACUGUAUCGGCAACCGGGAUCAAAUCACUUCCAACAUCUGUUUCUGUCGUACCUCAUAAUCCUCAAACUGGAGUGUCUGUGGCAUCUGUCAAUGGUCAGUUGUAUCCUGGAGCACAAACAAUUGUAGCACAGCCUCAAGCAAGUGGAAACAUUACUUAUAGUGUUAUUUCAGCAGACCAACUCCAGAACCUGCAAAUUGAUGGGCAAGGAGCAAUUUAUAUUCCUGGCAUCAGUAACAUCAGCCAACUAGCUACUGGUCAAACACAACCUAUUCAGAUUAAUGGAAACCAAGGUGUCCUUGCCCCAAGUGGGCAGACUUUUAUUCGUGCCCCAAAUGCCCAAACAUCAUCUUCAUUGGCUCUGCAAAAUAAUCCUGCAGCAGUGCUUCAACAGGUGCAAGGAGUUCAUGGGGUUGGAAACAUAAACAACGUUGCAUUUGCUCCUCUGGGUGGACAAAAUAUGGCAAUUCGCCAAGGAAACUUACUACAAGCAUUUCAGCUUCCACUCAGUGCUGUGCAGCAGACCAUUCCAGUUCAAGUCCCUGUAUCAACAGCAGGAGGUCAGACAGUACUUCAAACUAUCCAUCUCCCAGUUCAAGUCAUACAGGGUGUUGGAGGAGGAAAUAUGCUGACCACUACAGGACAACCUGCCCCUGCCCAGGUGAUGACUCAGCUAGCUGCAACACAAAUGCCAACACAAUUAGCCCAGCUUGUAUCACAAGGACAGUUGCAACAACUACAGAUGGGAACUCCCUUCCAGGUGUUGCAACUAGCUCAGAAUCCAGCUCAAAAUACAUCAACCACUUGGACAACUGGUGUUGUAACUCCAGUAGUGACUUCUAUUUCAUCCACAGAAGCUUCUGCUACUAGCCAGGGUCAAACAAAUACUGUUCCAUCUGGGUCAGCCAACACUACUGUAGUGUCAGGUGGUCAACCAGUAAAUGUCCAGAGCCUGCAAUUACCAAAUGGUCAAAUUGUCCAAGGGCAUCAAAUGAGCCAAAUUCUUACCCAGGGUGGUGCUGCUGCUACCUGGUGGCCAUCAUCUGCAAUCAGUGUAUCUAAUUUAGCUGGACUCAGAGCACCAAACAUCAUUCAGGUUCAGGGAAUCCCAGCAAUGGGUGGGAUCCAGAAUGUUCAGCUUCAAGGGCAACAAGGUCAGUACCUGAGCAUCUCUCCUAAUGGAAGUGUCAUUGCUACCCCACAUGCCCAGACGGGUGGACAGUCUCAAAUGACUGGUCCAAUGAGUCCAAUGCAUGCAUUACAAACAAUUGGAGGAACUCAAGUUAUUGCUCAACAACUUCAGCCUGAUCCUAGUGAUCCCACCAAGUGGCAAGUAGUAGCAGCAGCUCCUGUAAGCUCUGCUACUCAGCCUCAACCGUCCACAACACAAGCACAACAAGUCUCCACUUCUUCAACUUCUACCUCCACUGAUGGUAGCAACACUCCAGAGUACCCACGCAGGAUACGCCGAGUAGCCUGUACAUGUCCGAAUUGUCGAGAUGGAGAAGGAAGAAAUAGCGAAACAAAGAAGAAGCAGCAUAUUUGUCAUGUUCCAGGCUGUAAUAAAGUUUAUGGUAAGACAUCUCAUCUUCGAGCACAUCUUCGUUGGCACACAGGAGAGAGGCCAUUUGUCUGUAACUGGUUGUUUUGUGGAAAACGUUUCACUCGUUCUGAUGAACUUCAGCGACAUAAACGAACACAUACAGGAGAGAAAAGGUUCCAGUGUGCUGAGUGUUUGAAACGCUUCAUGAGGAGUGACCAUUUAUCAAAGCAUCUGAAAACCCAUCAAACCAAGAAACUUACCACUUCAUCUUCAGAAGGAGUUGGUGAGGAGGGUAUUCCUGAGAACUGUGAUUUAGUAAUGACAGUAGUGGAACCUGAUCAAGACCCUGAACUGUCAAUUAGUGAGCAGGCUGUGAAUGGAAGUCAAUAGACUAGUUAUCAGGUGUGUGUGUGUGUAUAUAUAAGAUCACAUGUGAAAACUAACAGUUCGAAGGUCUUGUAUUAAUUUUCUAUAUAGGGUUGUAGAUGUAUUUGUUUAUUAAACAACUUUUGCACUUUUAUUUUCCAACAUAUUCUUUACGUGUGCUUGUUAUCUCCUGAUCAGUUAAAACAAACGUGGUUAUACAAAUCAAGUUGGAAGCUCACAAAAGUUCUACUCAGUUUGUACUAGACAGUAUAGUUGAUUCUAUAUUUCUAAGAGUAACACUCAUGCAAGUGUCCAACUUCUUUAAAUUAUGUUUCAAACUAAUAGGUUAUAAAACUUUUAAACAAAUUUCUACAUUAUAUAAAGUGAUUUAUAAAAUCUUCCUCCAGUAAAUCAGCUUUUAUAAACUUACAAUAUUAAUUACUGAGGUAAAUAGCAUAAAAGUGACCCAUACUUUUGAAUUAAAAAAAUAAUUAUUUCCAAAAUGUGUGUGUUGAGCUUCCAUGAAACCAUAAAAAUCCUUAUUCCAUUGGGUCGUGCUCAUAUGCAACAUCUACAGUGGUCUGUGCACAAUCAGUGGAACAUCUCUUGGAAUCCUUUGUCCUCUGCCAUUCAUCUUCCUCCUUCUGCACUCAACGACUUUACCUGUUGGCUUGACAAAAUCAAUACAACAGUGGGAGUACCUCUAACUCCCUCUCAUCUGGAUCUCCAUCUACUUAUAGAUGCAUUCUUGACAGGAUGGGGAGCAUAUCUCAACUCAAGAGAUUUCUGAUCAGUGGUCCCACAAAGAAUCAGCCCUUCAUAUCAAUCUCUUAGAAAUUUUAGUGGUACAUUGAGCAUUGGAUCAUUUUCUUCUGGUGGUUUGAGGAUGUGUUGUUAUUAUCCAUACCAACAACUCUACAGUUGUCUCUUAUAUCAAUCACUAGGAUAGUGCAGGAUAGUCUUGCUCUCUCUGUUUCCACACUCUCAACUUCCUUUUCUGGGCCCAUUUUUUUCAAGUACAGCUAAUGGCUUGUCAUAUUCUGUGUGUCCUGAAUCAUGUCUUGGAUCUCACCUCGAGACCCAACACGAUAUUACCUAUGGAGUGGUCCCUGAUCUUCAUGUAUUCAGGUGGCUGUACUCUCAUCUGGCCACUCAUCUUAUAGAUGUAUUUAUCACUCAUCUCAACACCAAACUUCCCCUUUUCUAGUCUCCUGUUCCUCAUCCAUUAGCUCUAGAUGUGGAUGUGUUCAUUCAGGACUGGUUUAACCUUUUCCCCUAUGCCUACCCUCCAGUCUUUCUGAAUUUAUUACCUGGCUAUUUGACCAAUGUUUAUCUCUGUUAACCAUUGCUAGCUACAGGGCAGCACUACCUAAUACUUUCUGGUCUUCCCUUUACUAUCAUGUAUUCACCUCUCCUGUCAUUUCUAUGCUCUUCCAUUCUUUUCAACAACUUUGUCCUCUCUGUCCUGCUGUCCCUCUUAAUUAGGUCCUGAAUGUUGUUCUCCACAUCCUUACCCUUCUUCCCUUUAGCCUCUUGUUCCUUGUACCAUCUUUCACCUAAAACCUAUUUCGUACUCCAUCAAAGUUCUGACAUGUAUGCAUUGAGUCUUCCCAUGUUAUUUUCCAAUGUUCGUAUACUCUUCUUUAUCCUGAUAAUGCCUUUCUACCUAAAACGUCUGCAGGUCAUGAUGGAAACUGCAUGUUCAAUCCUAUUUCACUUCCAUCCAUUUCUCACCUUCAUUCUUGAUCUGAUUCUAAUUACCUUCUCUGUCCUAUGCAUGUGGUUCUGUGUUAUUUGACCUGCACUGCUCCUUUACUGAGGUUUCCACACCCAUCUAUUUAUUCUUCUACCUGUGAUAUUUCUCCCAUUACUCUCACAGGAUGGCUUCAUCAAUUCACCAAUUUAGCUUAUGCUUCAUUGAAUGAAGAUUUGCAUUGACUCUUCCAAGUAACCUCUCUUCAAAACUGACACCUUACUCCCUUUCUGGCUACUCAAUUCCAUCAUCCAUUGGAGGAGAUUGUGCAUGUUGACAGCAUCACAUACUUUCAUCAAACAUUGUCUUCGUCAUCUGUCCGUUUCUUCUUUGUCAGGCUCAGAAUGGAAACCUCCCAUCACCAUUCUACAUACACCUUACCAGCUCUGACUAGAUAAGUUAUCUUUCUUUUUCUCUUACCUUUAUAGGGCAUCUUGUAUGUCACAUGAUCCCAUUAGGUGGCAUGUGGUACCUGCUAGGGCAUACUUAAAUAAAUCUGCACUGUGGGGCCAUUUCAGGCCUGAUAGCACUCACUGAUGAAAUGGGGAGAUUCACAAGACUGCUAGAGGUAUCCUUGUGGUAUAUAUUAUUUACUAAAAAAGUCCCAAUCCAGCCUGUACCUACUCAUGUACUAUCAUGAGCAAAGCAGUGUCGAGACAGCUGCCCAUCCUUCUUGUUCUAGUUGAAUAGACUGGAACUGGCCUGCUUUUAUAAAUAAGGUUUAAACACAUGGUCAUCAAUUGCACUGUCUUCUGGUAUUCAACUCAUCCAGGCUCCCCAGUGAGUUUCCCCCAUUUUGUGAAGUACGGAAGUCCUUGCCAUUCACCAGUUCCUAGCUGCUAGGGUGGUGGAUCAUAGAGGCUACCUCCUGAGUGUGACUCCUUCCACUCAGUAGAGAAUAGGAUGGUGGUGUUCUGUUCAUGUAGAUGGUGUGGACCCUCUUCCUUCCAUGGAACAGAUGUCAAAUUCCCGAUGCUUCCUGGUUUUGGACUGAAGAUGGCUCACCAUAUACAGUUCCUCCAUCCUACUGCUGCCUGGAUGUUGGUUCCUGUGCAGUCUGGUGUUGGAUAAGCUCAGAAUCAGCCAACAUGAGCCAAGUCCUCACUCAUGUGGUUGGUAGGAACUCUCCUCCUACCAUGAACUGGACAAACAAUACUCGAUUUCACCUGGUUUUGGACUGGAGUUGACCCACUAUGUACAAACUGACAUGCCCUAGCCACACCACACCAUUUGGCAUGUCAAUGUUCCAUACUCAGAUUUUAGACUGUGCUUAUUUUCCACCUGCCUUAGUGACACAUAAUCAAUAUGAGCAGUGUGUGUACCCUGGUAAUAAUAUGGUGCUGUCUCCCGCAAGUGUGCCCCUAUAUGUUUCCAUUAUUUUCACACUCUAUGGGUUCUCUUUGGUUACUUUCUGAAGAGGGCUCAUCUAGGUUUUGCACCAAUCCUUCCACCACUUCAUUGUGGGAUUCUAGCUAAUAUGUAAGAAGAGGUAUGGCAUUGUAUCAGAAGUUAACAUUUUCCUACACUGAAAAUGUAUUUCUGAUAGAUACUUACCACCCCUCACACAUUCCUCCCAUCAUCCCCACUUCUGGUGCAUCUUUUCUUCCUUAAUAUUGAAGUGAUGAUUCAAUGAUCAGUAUCGAGGGAGCCAACUGUUCUAGGAGGAUGUGUUGCAGUCCUAUUCGUAAAGGGUUGUCGCACAUUCAUUUGCAUGCAACAGCAUAGCAGUAUCACAUGGAAACUUGUGAAUUUAGAUGAGAGUUUCAAAGCUAGUGGUUAGCAAAAGUUGCAUAUAUAGAGGGCAGCACCAAAUCAGGAAAGCUAAUAUGUGAGGGAGGUAAGUAUCUAUCAGAAAUACAUUUUCAGUGCAGGAAAAUGUUUACUUUACUUUACAAGCAAGGUUUCUAAAUGCUUGUAUAACUUGUCUUUAGUUUCCAUGUAUAUAUAUUCCAUUGUCAGUAACUAUUUAAGCAUUAUGGGAGCUAUUUUAAUAGAACACUUGGAACUUUUGGAAGCCAUAUUUGAUGCUAAUUAUCUAAGAAAAGUAAACAUUUAAACUAAGUGUUGUCAUUGUUACAAUCUGAUGUUGGCACUGUGCAAUGAGACCUUUCAGGCAUUUAACUUCCCCAUUAAAGAAUCUAGUCUCAAACUAAAAAGCAGUUCUUUAAGGAUUAUGUAGUGUAAUAAUAAAGCAAACUUAUUAGAGAGUCUUUUAAGUUUCAAACAAGCUUCUACUUAGUAUUUGCACUGAUACAUGUCAAGUGUUGGUAGACAUUGCUGAUGAGAUGCAUUUAACCUAUGCUUUAACUACAAUAUGUCAUUUACUGUUUGCAUUUGAAGUAUUAAUAAUUUUGCGAUAUACUUUUAUUUUAGUAUAUAUAUAUAUAUAUAUAUGAUAUUCAUUUCUAUAUUACUGACCACAACAUUUUGAUCUUAUGUGUUAAUUGUUUCAUUUCAUUUAAAGAAUUUACACUUACAAGUGACUUGAAUUUUAAGCCAUUGAAUUAACACAUACAUAUGGAUGUUGAGUAUUGUUGACAGUUUGUUAACAUGAUCUUUAAUAUUCUAAUGUGUCAAUACAAAUAUGUGAUUUUAAAUACUUUGAUAGAUACAAAGUUACCAUUAAUCAUAUAUUUACCUAUAUACAUAAAACAACUAGAUAAGCCUUUAGAUGAUUUUUGCUGCUUGGACAUUAAGCACUGGAAGGGAUUUUAUGAAUUUUUAUAAUUGCGCUUAAAUCAUUGUUAGUGGACUUGUUUGUCUGUGUAAAAAAAGAGGACUUUUGUAGUUUAACAGAAAUCUAACAUAAUAAAAAAAUGAACAAACAAUAUAUGAGAAAAGAAGGACAAAGUCAAAUCUAUUUAUACAGUAUAUCUUCUUUGAUAAUAUAAAGUCUGAUAACCAUCACUGAUAAAUGUCUAAAUAGUUUGAAGAGUGAAAAUACUGGCUUGUUGUAAAGUUUAACAAUUUGAGUAUUCUUUUUAAAAUGUUCAUGUAAUUAAUCAGCCUCAUAUGCUGAUGAACAUGAAGAGUAGACAGGAAGUGUGAUGAUAAUGUGCUUGUUUUGAGUGUAAGUAAUUUCCCUCUCAGUUUGAUACAUUUUAAUGUAAAUGCAAGAGAUUUUUGAAGUAACCAUUGUUACCUUGAGUGUGUUGGAAUCAUUCAGCAAUCUAUAAUAUAUAUAUCACUGUAAUACAUUAAAAGUUACUAAUACAAAUUAUUUUACCUAGAUUCUACUCUUUCUUAUACUAGUAGUUUCAAUAUCAAGAAUAUUUUUAUAAUAAAAAAAAUUUAUGGUCAAAUAUUUUGUAUUGAAUUUUCUGUUGCAGUGAUUAAAUCACAGGCGAGAAUAUGAAAUUAUGAAAAAAAUUCAAGUUAACAUUAGUAUGACAUUUCCAAAUAUUUCCAGCUGACUAAUUUCAGAAUGAUUUGAAAAACGUAAGUUACCUAGGAGGGAGUGUGUUUAUGAACUACUAACAGUCUGGGAAAUCUCUGAAUGGAAUGGAAAAAAAUUAAUAUAAUUUAUUUUAAAAAAAUUGUAUGUAAAGUUUUUGUGUAUGUGUUUUGUUUUGUUUUCACUUAGACUACUGAAAGAUCUGUUGGGAAUUCUGUGUAAGUUAAAGAAAGUUUAAUGCAUUUUUGUUUCCCGCUUUGUAGGAUGUGUUAUUUAUAUAAUAACAUGAGUUUUCAACCUCUCAGAGUUUCUAUAAGGGAAAGGCAUCUACUUCCUAUAUUGUUAUGUUUUUUAAAUUAUUUACUAGUGUUUGUCAUUUCUCGAAAAAUGUUUUUGGAAAUACCUUCUGCAGAAGCAUAUGGCUUGGAAAAUGUAGAUACCAAGCCAGGUAAAGAUGUACCCAUAAAAUAUAUUUAAGGAAGUUUGUAUUAUACAUAUUUCUUUUCAACUAAAUAAGCAAACACUUGUUAUUUUAUGAGUUGUUUUAAAGUGAUCAUGAGUUACUAGUGAAUAUUCAGUAAUAAUCAUAAGGUUACAGAUGUUUUAAUUCAGUUUGAAUGGAUACAGUAUUCACAUGUAAAUUGAAAGAUUUGUAAUUUAGCAUGAGACUAGAUAGAUGCAUUGCUGGGUGUAUUUGGAAUCGUGAUUAUAGAGGAGAAAACAAAACAAAGUUUAAGCAUGGUUCAGUUCUAUCUAAUAACUAAUUCCCAUUUUGUACAUUUUCUUAAAGGUAUCUUGCAAAUCAUUAUGCAUUACAUUUGAAAAACUUAAUUUAGUCAUUUGUCCAUCACAGUUUGUUAAGGAUAAAAUUAGGUCAAAAUUGGCGGGUUUUUUUUUUUUAUCUGUGAGUUUGCAUACAUGUAUGUGGAAAAAUAACUUUCAUACAUUUGCAAAUGAUAAAGAAGCUGACAUUCUUUUAUAGAACAAGAAAUUUAAAAUUUAAAAUGUAAAUGUGUUUAUUUUUAUGCAAAAGUAACUGUUAGGUAUAUCUGAUAUAUCAGUAAUUCUCAAAACUAUUUUAAAAACAGAAAUUACUGAUAAGAGGAUUUUUGGGAAUGAAUGUAAAGAUAAAAAGACUUAUCAGCUGCAUUUCUUUCUUAGUUGAUUGUAACAUUAAAAAAAAUUGUAACUUAUUUUCAAACAAUAUGUGAAUAUUUUAAUUGCCAAACAUGAAAUGGAUUCUAUAGAAGUAUUUCAUUGAAAUUAGCAUGUAUAUUAAACAGGGGUUUAUGACUAAAAGCAAAAUUUGAUUGUAGACUGUACAAUAAAGGAUAUUAUUUGCAA
Limulus polyphemus (Atlantic horseshoe crab) is the source of this 8830-nucleotide messenger RNA. Its product is annotated as transcription factor Sp4-like. Bases 102 to 2363 code for a protein of 753 amino acids. Gene Ontology annotation, biological process: regulation of transcription by RNA polymerase II. NCBI's taxonomy places the organism in Eukaryota, Metazoa, Arthropoda, Merostomata, Xiphosura, Limulidae. Gene Ontology annotation, molecular function: RNA polymerase II cis-regulatory region sequence-specific DNA binding; DNA-binding transcription factor activity, RNA polymerase II-specific. The record is from RefSeq and is a predicted model, not a curated record. The transcript has 7 exons.